UCUCUCUGUCUCUCUAUAUAUAGACAUUCGCUCCCUUCUUUUCCACGUAACUCCACCACCGGAAAUAUCCUCCCCUUCUCUCUCACUUCGGAAAUGGAGAAGAGCGACGAGUUUUCGAAAUCCCCAUUGUUACCUGCGCCCAUCGCCGUCCCUUCCUCUCCUUUCCUCCCUCACUCGCCGACCUACUUGCAUCCGCCGUCUUCGCCGCUGCCGCCCCAGUUCUGCCCGGCGACUCCUCCUCCUCCGCCGUCGCCUCACAACAACGGGCCGCCGCCGUCUCCUCCAGCGAUGGUCCUGAGCCCGUGCGCCGCCUGCAAGAUCCUCCGGCGGAGGUGCGCCGACAAGUGCGUCUUGGCCCCGUACUUCCCGCCGACGGAGCCGUACAAGUUCACCAUCGCCCACCGGGUCUUCGGAGCCGCCAACAUCAUCAAGUUCUUGCAGGAACUCCCCGAGCCCCGGAGAGCUGACGCGGUGAGCAGCAUGGUCUAUGAGGCAAGCGCGCGGAUCCGAGACCCGGUGUACGGCUGCACGGGGGCGAUCUCCCAGCUCCAGAAGCAAGUGGUGGAGCUCCAGGCGCAGCUUGCCAAGGCGCAAGCCGAGAUCGCGAACGUGCAGUGCCAGAACGCCAACCUGCUCGCCCUCAUCUGCAUGGAGAUGGCUCAGAUCCAAGACCAGCCCGUUUUCCAGCCGCAGUGCCCCACGGUCGACGCGAGUUGCUUCCUGGACGAAACCAGCCUCAUCUCUACUUGGGAACCGCUUUGGACAUGAAGACGGACGCAAGCUACAAUGGCGUUCGACCUCCAUGCUGGGUUUUCGAGGAAGAAAAGACAGACACAAGUAGAGGAUGGGAAAGGGAAUUGUCAAUAAAGAGAAAUUAGUUAGUGUUAGAUUAGUCAAACUGAGGGUUUCGGUCCAUAUUCAGAAAAAAAAAAGGUUGAUGGGAUGCUUGCGAAUCUUUCUGAAUUGCUGCUACAGAAAGUGUUCAGAAGGAAAGAAGAAGACGACUGAAAAAAAAUGGCGGGAGACCACAGACUCACUUUCCUCUGGACUAUGACAACCUUGUUUAAAUCAAAUACUAUGGUUCUAUAU
Molecule: messenger RNA, 1089 nt
Organism: Rhodamnia argentea
Lineage: Eukaryota; Viridiplantae; Streptophyta; Magnoliopsida; Myrtales; Myrtaceae
Product: LOB domain-containing protein 1-like
Exons: 2
Coding region: 94-768 (224 amino acids)
Source: RefSeq, a predicted model, not a curated record